This is a messenger RNA of Eurypyga helias (sunbittern), 1310 nucleotides long. RefSeq names its product fem-1 homolog c (C. elegans) (gene FEM1C). The record is from RefSeq and is a predicted model, not a curated record. Lineage: Eukaryota; Metazoa; Chordata; Aves; Eurypygiformes; Eurypygidae. Gene Ontology annotation, molecular function: protein binding. The annotation marks the transcript as partial. The transcript is spliced from 2 exons.
GGAACACCGCGUUACACGACUGUGCAGAAUCUGGAAGUUUGGAGAUCAUGAAAAUGCUUCUGAAAUACUGUGCUAAAAUGGAGAAGGACGGUUACGGGAUGACUCCCCUUCUGUCAGCGAGCGUGACAGGCCACACAAAUAUCGUGGACUUUCUGACCCAGCAUGUACAGACCAGUAAGGCCGAGCGCAUAAACGCUCUGGAACUUCUAGGAGCAACAUUUGUGGACAAAAAGAGAGAUCUGCUUGGUGCUUUGAAAUACUGGAAGCGAGCUAUGGAAAUGAGAUACAGUGAUAGGACUAAUAUCCUGAGCAAACCUGUGCCACAAACACUAAUUAUGGCCUUGAACUUUGGACAUGCAGCAGAGCAAUCUGAAGAGCUAGAAAAUCUGAUUGCAGACCCUGAUGAAAUGAGAAUGCAGGCACUGUUAAUUAGAGAACGUAUUCUUGGCCCUUCUCACCCAGAUACUUCCUACUAUAUUAGAUACAGAGGUGCUGUCUAUGCAGACUCUGGAAACUUCAAGCGUUGCAUCAACUUAUGGAAGUACGCUUUGGACAUGCAGCAGAGCAAUCUUGAUCCGCUGAGCCCUAUGACAGCCAGCAGCUUACUGUCGUUUGCUGAACUUUUCUCCUUCAUGCUGCAGGAUCGGGCAAAAGGCCUGCUAGGCACUACCGUCACGUUUGACGAUCUCAUGGGUAUACUGUGCAAAAGCGUUCUUGAAAUAGAACGGGCCAUGAAACAAACCCAGUGUCCUCCUGAUCCAAUGCAGCUGAACAAAGCCCUUUCCAUUAUUUUGCAUUUAAUUUGCUUGCUGGAGAAAGUACCUUGCAGCUCAGAACAGGAGCAUUUUAAGAAACAGACUAUUUACAAGUUUCUUAAGCUUCAGCCUAGGGGGAAGAAUAACUUCAGUCCACUUCACCUUGCUGUUGACAAUAAUACUACAUGUGUGGGUCGCUACCCAGUCUGUAAAUUCCCCUCUCUCCAAGUUACUGCUAUCCUGGUGGAAUGUGGUGCUGAUGUAAAUGUCAGAGACUCUGAUAACAACAGUCCAUUACACAUUGCUGCACUGAACAACCAUCCAGACAUCAUGAAUCUUCUUAUCAAGUCAGGUUCACACUUUGAUGCCACAAACUCACGUAAACAAACUGCUAGUGAUCUGCUGGAUGAGAAGGAAAUAGCAAAAAAUUUAAUCCAGCCCAUAAAUCAUACGACGUUGCAGUGUCUUGCUGCUCGUGUAAUUGUGAAUCAUAACAUAUACUACGCAGGGCACAUCCCCGAGAAACUGGAGAACUUUGUUUUGCUCCAUAGAUGA